ACAAACAAACAAACAACAACACCCCAAACUUUUCAUCAACUUUUGGCGAUGGGCUGUUUUGGAUAUUUGCUGUUUCUUUGUGGGUUGAGUCGAGCUAUGUCAAGUUACCCAAUCUGGUGGUCCUUGGCCAUCGGUCACCAGUAUUCCUCCCUGGGGACUCAGCCCAUCCUCUGUGGCAGCAUCCCAGGGCUGGUCCCGAAGCAGCUGCGUUUCUGUCGGAACUACGUGGAGAUCAUGCCCAGCGUGGCAGAAGGGGUCAAGAUCGGGAUCCAGGAGUGCCAGCACCAGUUCCGUGGGAGGAGGUGGAAUUGCACCACCGUCAAUGACAGCUUGGCCAUAUUUGGGCCUGUGCUAGAUAAAGCUACCAGGGAGUCGGCCUUCGUCCACGCCAUUGCCUCCGCGGGUGUUGCUUUUGCGGUGACCAGAUCCUGCGCCGAGGGCUCAGCCACCAUCUGCGGCUGUGAUACUCGCCACAAGGGACCCCCCGGGGAAGGCUGGAAAUGGGGAGGCUGCAGUGAAGACGUGGAGUUUGGGACCAUGGUUUCUCGAGAGUUUGCGGAUGCCCGGGAGAACAGGCCAGAUGCUCGGUCAGCCAUGAACAGGCACAACAACGAAGCUGGGAGAACAUCCAUUAUUGAUCACAUGCAUCUGAAGUGCAAAUGUCAUGGUCUGUCAGGCAGCUGUGAGGUGAAGACGUGCUGGUGGUCCCAGCCGGAUUUCCGGGUCAUUGGUGACUAUCUCAAGGACAAGUACGACAGUGCUUCUGAAAUGGUGGUGGAGAAGCAUCGGGAGUCCCGUGGCUGGGUCGAGACGCUCAGGCCCAAGUACAGCUUCUUCAAGGCCCCAACUGAGAGAGAUCUGGUUUACUACGAGAACUCACCAAACUUUUGUGAGCCGAACCCCGAGACGGGCUCCUUUGGGACCCGCGACCGGAUCUGCAACGUCACCUCCCACGGGAUAGACGGAUGCGACCUUCUGUGCUGCGGCCGCGGGCACAACACAAGGACUGAGAAACGGAAAGAGAAGUGCCACUGUAUCUUCCACUGGUGCUGCUACGUCAGCUGCCAGGAAUGCAUACGAGUCUACGACGUUCACACGUGCAAGUAAAGCAGGAGUUCCCUGGACAGGCUCCAUGCGGAGAAAUGGAUUUGAGCCUGCUUCUUCCGAGGUUGUGUAGAUGGGAAAGAUCUACUUUUUUUAUAGUAAAAGAAAAAAUAAAAAAGGCUAAAACUGGCUGGAUAGAAUAGAUCUAAUGACUUCUAGGUCGUCCCAAGAUGCAUCUGGAGGCUAACAUUACAAAUAUGGAAGUCCAUACAAAAAGAUUAUGCACCGGUUAGGAGACUGUGAUUUUUUUAACUACCCAACAGAACAGAACUGCAGAGAAGAUUGUUAGCAGGGGGCAUGGCUCUUCGCUCUUCUCUCAACUAACCUAAAGAGACUCCUGCUAUUAAGUGUCCUUUGAAAGACUUGCAACUUCCUAAACAUCUGCUGUUCCCAACCCAAUAGGAAGAGGUGAUGUUGGACAACAGCUCUGAACGUACUGAGAUCCUUUCCAAGCUCCAGCAACCAGAGUCUGUGUGCAACAUGAAUGGCAAAAAAUUAAAAUAAAAUAAAAUAUUCAAUUCAUUAAAAAAAAACCCUUCUUCCACUUCUUCUGGGAACAGGGGAAUUCUGCAAACAUUCCUUAGUGCUAUAGAAUGGACGAGCUCUUAGCAUGAACUUUUUAACCUAGUGGUUUCUGCCAGAUUUGACAUAGGACACAGUGACACAUUUAGUACUUCUGCAGAGAAAGAGACUGCUGAUGGAUUACUACCAAGGGCCCACUGACACCAAUGCAACAGGCGUGGUAGAUGCUGUGAUCUGUAUACACAUGUGUGCAUGUCGUACGUAAAAACUCAGUGCACAGAUGGGGACCCAGCAAACGCAUGGCCACAGAGACCAAGAUGGCUCUUUUUCCUCAGCAGACACACCAGCAGACAUUGACCCAACUGUGGCUGUGGAGGCAGGGGUGUGACUCAGCCGAUUAGAAGGAGGCUGCCCGUUGAGACGUGCAAUGGGGUAGGGCACAAACUGCCUGUGAUUAAGGUGGUGAGGACAUCGUUUGCACCACAGGCCAGCAAGGAAAGGAGAGCAGGAAAGGUGUUUCCCCACCUCUGCUUAAGAAAAAAGUAACUUUUGAAAGUGCACUUAGUUCAUUUCAUCGGCUCCAUACAGCUCAUGCAGGCUAAUCGGGGGGCUCAGCAGAACCCUCAGAACAGAAAUCUGUAGGGAACAGCGGUUCUGCAGGACUGCAUGUUAUGUGUUGAUAGACAAACCCUGAACUGAAACAGCCUUGGACUCUGGGCAAGUUUGGAGCCAGAUCCAACCUCCGCAACUAGUGUCUCUAUAACAGGCCAAAUCAAAAACCGUGUGUCCGAACCUUCCUCGACUUUGGGAAAGUUUGGAUCCAGCUCCAAAUCCCAACUCUGCAGCACAGCCCUAUCUCUGCUGUUCAGCUGUUUCGCCUCUUUGACUCCAUUCCUUUGCCUGUGUUGUGUUGCAAGCUGUCGUACCUCUGAUACCUAGAUCAGGAUUGCCAAUUUACAGUAGCAAAUGUAACUUGCUGAAUGGUAAUCCAGGCUCCACCUGGGGUUGUGGGUUCUCAGGCCAGACUCUUCACUCCCUCACACUGGCUUUGACAGCAGUAUAACCCGAUUGGUUUUGGUUGCAUUAUUCCUGUUUUACACUGGUGUAAGUGAGAGGUGAAUGAAGCACAGAGUCACAUCACGCGUAGCCUUUGCCUCCUUUGUGUCUCCCCCUCUUUUCCCCACCUGCUGGGGGUCCUAUCUAGAGAAAUGAGAAAGGGACUGAUUUAUUUUUCCUUUUGCCAUCAAGAAUUGCAGAAAUGGAAAUGAGGCUAGAGCAAUGGGAGCCUUUCCACCGACUGCCAGGGGAGCUGGAUCACAACUCUGGGCUAGGCUGUGACUACACACCUGAGUGGAAAGAUACAAGCACCUCCUCGAUCCCCACAUGCUGACUUGCUCUCUGCAACCUGAGCAGGCGAGCUGGGAGAAUGCAGCCGAGACAAGGAAUGAACGGAGUCUAAUUCCCACGGAGAAAAACGGGGAGGGAGUUGUGCCCCAGAGGCAUGUCUCUGAGUCCCAGUGCCUCCCGGACUACUUCUAAAUUGAGCUGUGCCCAGAGGCACAAGCUAGCCCUCUGAAUUGACGGGGUCACUUUUGUCUACUCUGUGUGUAAAGGCUGAGUGAUGCCAGAGUGACUUCAUCUGUAGGUUUAGAAAAGAGAAAGAAUGUAUAAAUAGAGAAUUAGGCAUGGUUUUGCAUCCCUGCCCAUCUUGGCUAAUAGCCAUUGCAGAAAGAAAUGGCCCAGGAUAGAGAUAUUUGUGCACUAGCUUUAAAAGGAAGGGAAACAGCUGGACAUUUUAGAAAAUCUUAUCUGAAGUGGAAGGAAUCCUUAAAGCAAACUGGAAAAGAUUUGGUAAGGAAAAAUAAAUAAAUAAAUAAAUGCAGUUCAUGAUAAACACAUGGGCAGACGCGAGGCCGGUCGCUUAACACACUUCUAGAAAGAGCUCGCAUGCCUUGAGGAUGAGGGCUGCACCAUAGCCUGAAUAGCACAGAGCACGUGUGUGGGUUUAGCAAUCACUGGGGGGCCAACUUCACUGCUGGUGCAAUUCCAUGGACUUUCAAUGGGAUUAGACCAGCAGAGAAUUUAGGCCUUAUACACUGGAGUAAGGUAGUUUAAAAUCUGUCCCUGUUUAACGCCCAUGCAAAGACAUGAGUUAGGGGUUCUGAGUGUCCCUGGGGAGAACCAGUCAGCCUGACUCUAGUCUCACAUCACUUCUGCAGCGUUCUAGCUCCACCAAGAGUUACUUCUGAUUUACCCCACUAUGAGUGUGAUCAGAAUCAAGCCCACUAUCACUAGCUCUCAGCUCUGCUUGGGAAGUGUGAGGAAAAGUCUAGGCACUUGCUAAGCAAUGGCCUGUUCCGGGAAACACAAAAUCUUGAGCCUAAAUUAUGGCAGAUGGGUAAAAUGAGGAAUGGAUCUGUUGUGGAGAUGGGCCUCAAGGUACCAUGUUUAGACUGGGGUGCAGAUUUCAAACAGUUUGACAUUUGGGGUGCCCCCCGCAAAACCAAGGAUUUUGAACAAGGCCCAUAUCCAAUUUCUCAACAUCUUUCUUGCUCUAAUGUAAAUAUUCAUCAUCAUAUAGCCUAAGGAGGUGAUCCAGCCCCCAUUUAAACCAGUGAAAAGACAACUGCAUGCAUUCUGUUAAUGGCCCCAAAUGUAUUUGUGAGUUCUAGUCCCAGGUCGGACUCUGCACAGGCGAGAGAGAUGGUUUAGCGAGAGGUCUGGGUGCCACAGGUCUGCUAGCCCCGAGAUUGGCUCCAUCUAUAACCUUGGAGAAGUCAUUGGGACCUCAUGUUGCAAAACUGGCCACUGAUUUUGGGCACUCAAUUUGAGGUGUCUUAUGGAGUCUCACUUUGAAUUUGUACCCAAGACCCAAGGCCACGUCUGGAAAAUUAGGGCCACAGCCUGUCUGCUUCAAGUUGUCAUAUUGUGUAACAGGAGUGAAACCACCUGCUUCCCUGAGGUGUCGUAUUCAUUACUUACUGUCUGGGAAGCACUUUGCAAAUGUCAAAUGCUAAGAGUCACCAUAAUCUUAAACAGGUUUCACAAAAUCUUUCCCUUCCACCUUUAUUUAUUCUGUACACACAGCACACUUAGGUCAAAAACCACAGCACCAUUCAUCUCCUAACGCUGACAAAUGUGAACUGUCCCACCCACCCUGAAUAAAACGCAGUGUUUUUCCCUUGUCUUCUUGCGUGUGACCAAAUGUAUCUUGGGAGCAGACGGCACAUACCGUGAGGGGGAAAGAUACUUCAAGCCAAGAAACACAGCUGUAUAAAGAAAAAUAAGUAAAAAAGAAAAAAACAUAAUCCUCUUCUUAAAUGCUGCUAUUCCACAUCAACUGUAGCUAUAAAACCAGGCCUGAUGGGUCAUAAUGAUCCCUGAUACAACUCCAUUGCAGCCAGUGGAGGGACCCCAGGGAAGAAUUUGGCCUUAUUUUUUUUUCUUUCUAUGAAAGAAAUUGGUUUUUGUUU
Chelonoidis abingdonii (Abingdon island giant tortoise) is the source of this 5099-nucleotide messenger RNA. It is a transcript of the gene WNT3A, whose product is annotated as Wnt family member 3A. Gene Ontology annotation, biological process: multicellular organism development; canonical Wnt signaling pathway; neuron differentiation. NCBI's taxonomy places the organism in Eukaryota, Metazoa, Chordata, Testudines, Testudinidae. Gene Ontology annotation, molecular function: cytokine activity; frizzled binding. Gene Ontology annotation, cellular component: extracellular region. The record is from RefSeq and is a predicted model, not a curated record.